Andrographis paniculata is the source of this 489-nucleotide messenger RNA. Its product is annotated as senescence/dehydration-associated protein At3g51250-like. NCBI's taxonomy places the organism in Eukaryota, Viridiplantae, Streptophyta, Magnoliopsida, Lamiales, Acanthaceae. The coding region runs from base 1 to 489 and encodes 162 amino acids. Gene Ontology annotation, cellular component: plasma membrane. The transcript has a single exon. The record is from RefSeq and is a predicted model, not a curated record.
AUGAAUUGGCGGAGAAUCUGUUCCCAGACGCCGAAGAAGAAACGGAGGCGACGAAAGGCAGUGGAGGAAAUGGCCAGAAGUGAGUCGUCGGAGGAAGUGAUUGUGAGAGAUUCUCCGGCUGGAUAUAAAUUAAUUGAAGCAGGGGAUACCAUCGUAGCGGCUCUGGUUCGGAUCGGGGAUGAAAUCCAGUGGCCAAUGGCGAAGGACGAGGCCGCCGUGAAGCUCGACGUUUCGCACUACUUCUUCACUCGUAGGGUUCCGGCGAAAUUAACAGACGGAUUGACGGUCGCCGCGAAGGGGCAGGAAGGAUUGGUGGAGAAAUUGGAUUCUGCGCUGGAGAAAUUCAGUGCGUUUAGGGUUGAGAAGGCGUCGGCGGCGGCUGUGGGGGCGGAGUGGGGAAGUAUCUCCGGCGGAGAUGGAUGCGAACAAGGAGGUGGUGGAGAAAGGCGCGGCGGCGUACUGGACGACCGAGGGACUGUCGGCCGCUGA